AAAGCAAGAAAUUGGUUUCUCUGCAGAUCAUUAUUAAUCAACCGUCCAAAAUGAAUAUCCAGCUCCUCAUCUUUCUCGCAGCGAUGACCACAGUGUUCGCUGCCUGUCCUGCACAUUGGUCUGGACAUAGGGACAAAUGUUACUUCUUCAGUAGAGACAAUGAGACGUUUUCGGACGCUCUGAUACUCUGUGAAAUGCUAGGAGUCCAGUACCGUAGACCUGCCUCCAUUGCCACCAUAGAUGGCGCCAACACACAAAACUAUCUGGCCAACCUGAUUAGGCACUCCGGAUCUAAUGCUUACUAUAUUGGUGUCAACGAUAUUGUCAACGAGGGCGAAUUUGUAUGGAUUUCUUCUGGACAGAAUGCCACUUAUUUGAACUGGGGUCCCGACCAGCCCAACAACCGAUGGGGAAAUGAAAAUUGUGUUGUCAUUAGAAACGAUCCAGGUCAAGGGUUUGACAUGACGUGGUCAGAUGACCCCUGCACUGAUCUGAACACGUAUAUCUGCGAAAUGCCUGCUGCUGAGAUUCACAUUCCGAUUGUUGGAUAAAGAGUAAUGCAUUAUUAUUGUAUUUUGUGUGUUAUAUGUAUAUACUGUACAAAUAAAUUAUCUUAUUUUU
This is a messenger RNA of Ostrea edulis (European flat oyster), 621 nucleotides long. Its product is annotated as lectin BRA-3-like. The transcript has 5 exons. The coding region runs from base 51 to 551 and encodes 166 amino acids. The record is from RefSeq and is a predicted model, not a curated record. Lineage: Eukaryota; Metazoa; Mollusca; Bivalvia; Ostreida; Ostreidae.